AUGUCCAUCAAUGGUGAUGAACCACUCCCUGAGUAUAUUGUUGAACAAUGGCAUCUUUGGAGCUAUAGAUUCUUCCCCAUCACUAGGUCAGAUCCUGUUAGUAUAAGAAUUCAAGCGAAGAACGAACUCGAGAAACUUAGAUCAGCACUAAGCUCAUCAGGCUGCUUCCAGGCAGUUGGUCAUGGGAUUUCAAGUUCCUUUCUUGACAAGGUACGCGAAGCUGGAACACAGUUCUUUGCACUUCCAGUGGAUGAGAAGCAAAAGUACUUAGAGGCAGCUCAUGUCGCCGGGAAUGAUGUCAAAGUCACAGAGAAGCAAGUUCUUGACUGGUGCUACCGUCUAACUCUUCGAGUAUUCCCAGAAGAUAAAAGAAGCCUUAAUCUUUGGCCAGAAAGUCCAAACAACCUUAGAGAGGUGCUAGAUGAAUAUGCAACAAAGAUAAAGUUAAUGAUGGGUGUUCUCUUUAAGGCCAUGGCAAAAUCUUUGAAUUUGGAAGAGAACAGCUUUGCACACCAGCUGUUUGGAGAGCAAGCUCUGAUGACAGCAAGAUUCAACUUCUAUCCGCGGUGUUCAAGAGCCGAUCAGGUGUUUGGUGUGAAGCCACAUACAGAUGGGUCAGGAGUGACAGUUUUGUUGCAAGACAAAGAAGUACAAGGUCUUCAAGUUUUGGUAGAUGGCAAAUGGGUUAGAGUCCCCAUUGUGCCUCAUGCACUAGUUGUUAAUCUCGGGGAUCAGAUGCAGAUUAUGAGUGAUGGAAUAUUCAAGAGUGCAAUGCACAGGGUGGUGACAAAUACAGAAAAGUUGAGACUAUCUGUAGCCAUGUUUAACUUACCAGCUCCUGAAACUGAGAUUGGUCCAUUGGUGAGCUUGAUACAUCAUGAAACAAGGCCAAGGUUGUACAAAAAUGUCAAGAACUACGGUCGCAUCAACUACAAAUGCUACCAGAGAGGAGAAAUAGCACUUGAAACAGUAAAGAUGUAAUCUUUCCUUCUCUGUAUAAUUAUCUUUCUAGCAGUUAAAUAGUGAUCUUUAUCAUAGUCUUAUGAAUUCUGAUAUUCUCUUCUAUCAAUCAUAGCGUUUACCAAUUCCACUGAUGUAAACAAACAGAAAAUUAUAUGAGAGGAAAUUAUAGCAUUUAUGCAGAUAAAGGCAAAAUGAGAAAGCAAACAGAGCCACUAACCCUCUCUGGUAGCAUUGAUAGUUGAAAGCACCAUAGUGUUCUUCAGCUGCAGACUCAAUAAGCAUGUCUACAGAUACCCUCAUUUUUCUGUGUUUGUAGUGCACUGUCCAGUGGACUCUAGAAUAUUCCAUUACUCAUUAACUGCAAAAAUAUAACCUGUGCCCCGAGAAAAGCUACAACUGUUCUUAACACUGAUUGAUAAUAAGAGCAUGGGGUAUUAUAGCAUUGUUCAUCUUUGAAAAGCUGAAUACAAUACCUUCAACUUCUUGGUCUUGCAAGAGGACAGUGACUACUGAUUUAUCCGAAGCCAAGAAACGAAUUCGAUCUGGGACAAGUUGGG
Messenger RNA from Rosa rugosa (rugosa rose), 1520 nucleotides. Its product is annotated as codeine O-demethylase-like. Bases 1 to 981 code for a protein of 326 amino acids. NCBI's taxonomy places the organism in Eukaryota, Viridiplantae, Streptophyta, Magnoliopsida, Rosales, Rosaceae. The transcript is spliced from 5 exons. The record is from RefSeq and is a predicted model, not a curated record.